This is a messenger RNA of Cokeromyces recurvatus, 657 nucleotides long. RefSeq lists its product as uncharacterized. The coding region runs from base 1 to 657 and encodes 218 amino acids. The transcript has 3 exons. The record is from RefSeq and is a predicted model, not a curated record. Lineage: Eukaryota; Fungi; Mucoromycota; Mucoromycetes; Mucorales; Mucoraceae.
AUGGUAAAUGACAAUAAUAAAGAAAACAAUAAACAAAAAGGAUUAUUACCUCCACAAGCAUUAUUAUCUACUCCUCCACCUGAAGAUACUUCUACUUUAACUUCUCCUUGGUGGUCUGAAGAAACGACAGAAGACAAUAACAAUAGCAAUACUGAUAACAAUACUAGUAGUAGUGAUAGCAUAAAAGCAGAACUAGAAAAUGUUAUUGAUGAAUCAAAAAAAUGUAGUAUGGUUUGUUUUCUAAAGACGAGCCAAAAUUUGCUAAAACAGCAACAAGAACAAAAGAGUAAAUUUAAUCCAUUUUAUGGCACUUGGAUUUCCGUAGCAAAGACACCAAAACGAUGUAAAGAACAUUUAUUAAUAGAAGGAACCAUGACAAAGAAAAAUCAUCCAGAUUAUUAUAGGAUGGAAUUAGGAGAAGAAUUAAGCCGUUCAGGCGAAUAUAUCUCCAAAGCUAUUCAGAGGACAUUUACUCCAUUACAGCAUUUUACACAAAGAUAUAUUAGUUCUUGGAAGGAUGGCAGUCAACAAGCCUUUUUCUCUAAAUUAUGGUCAAGUAUGCAAAAAGGAGAUGCCUUUUACUUGGUGAAAGAGAGUACAAAAAGAUUGAUUGAAAAUGCUAUGGAUCAUGAUAAAAAGCCAAAUGACAAGAAAUGA